AUGGAGCGAGGGAGAGGAGGAGAGGGCGAUAUGAAUCGGCAGCAAGAUCACCGCCGUUUGCAGCCGCCUGAUCAGGGUCAAAUGCACCAAAAUCUUCAUCAACCGCCGCCGCCACCACAGCCACAAAAGUGCCCUCGGUGUGAUUCUGUCAACACCAAAUUUUGCUAUUAUAACAACUACAGCCUCUCUCAACCACGGUACUAUUGCAAGAGUUGCAGAAGGUACUGGACGCAAGGCGGGACCUUGAGAAAUGUUCCAGUUGGCGGUGGCUGCUGGAGGAAGAGUAAGCGACCCAAAACCUCGACUUCUUCAAAUAAUAGUGAGAAUUCAAGAACUCAACCUCUAACACCGCCACUUCCAUCACAACUGCAUGUCUCACAGAAUUUAACUACUAUGGCUGCUAUGAUUUCGGGUAAUUCUGGGUUAUUACCUGUGGAUCAAUCCUCGAGGAGUUUGCCGGAGGUGAUUUCACCAAUGAGUUCUUUCUAUUCUGGUGGUUCAUUUUUAUCAAUGCAACCAAAUAUGGGGGACGUGCCUGGCGGCCAACUUGGUGGCGGAACCGCCGGUGGUGUAAAAAUGGCACAGUUUCCAGGGCUAAAUUUUCCAUCUUUGAACUCUCAAUCGUCACAAUUCCAACUGCAUAAUGGUCUAGUCCCGGUGCAAAGGACAUUGGAAUCUUGGACUCAAUUUUUCGUCAACAACAGCGCCAACUCUUCAGCCUCAAGCACGAAUUUCUGGAAUAACACCAAUACCGGCAGCAACGAAGGUGGAUCGUCCAUCAAGCCAAAUCCAUGGCCUGAUCAUUGA
Molecule: messenger RNA, 807 nt
Organism: Fraxinus pennsylvanica
Lineage: Eukaryota; Viridiplantae; Streptophyta; Magnoliopsida; Lamiales; Oleaceae
Source: the annotation of a GenBank genome assembly